Gastrolobium bilobum is the source of this 4813-nucleotide messenger RNA. RefSeq names its product cellulose synthase A catalytic subunit 8 [UDP-forming]-like. Gene Ontology annotation, molecular function: cellulose synthase (UDP-forming) activity. The transcript has 14 exons. Gene Ontology annotation, biological process: cellulose biosynthetic process; plant-type primary cell wall biogenesis. Gene Ontology annotation, cellular component: trans-Golgi network; plasma membrane. The coding region runs from base 1671 to 4607 and encodes 978 amino acids. The record is from RefSeq and is a predicted model, not a curated record. Lineage: Eukaryota; Viridiplantae; Streptophyta; Magnoliopsida; Fabales; Fabaceae.
GGAUGACUGAGGUUCUAGGAAUGAGUAUUCCUGGAAAGCAAUCCCAAGCAAGAAUGAUAUUUUGUAUUUAUGUUGCACUUACUCUGAAGAUCAUGCUCCCUGACAGGAAAGAGCCUAAAGACACAGGUUUUAGUAUAGGAGAAAUGGUGUAUUCGAUGUGUAAAUAGCAUGAUCUGACGUUCGAGCAACAUAGAAUAGAUCAUAUUUAUUGCUAGCAACAAACAAACCAAUUGAUGUACAGCUUUGAGAUUGAAAAGUAAGUAUCAUUUUCAGUUGAGUCCUGUAGCUAGGAUAUUUAAUAAUGUAAUUAUCCGUGAACUCAGCUUGGAUAAAAUUAAAGCCAAAACAAGUAAUUCACAAUGAAUUACGAAAAUGAUCGUUUAUCUAAGUUCUCUAAAAUUAAAAUAUUAGACAUUACUAUAAAAUUGCCAUAUUCAAUUAUUAUUGCAAUAUGAUCACUUUGAGAAACAAAAACAGGUUUAUUUAUAAAAGAGGAAUGUACUAUCACAUGAUGCGCCAAAAGGAUGGCAUGAAUCAUAUAUUUAUAAAGUCAGAAGGAAGUUAAUUUUACUAUUUCCUUUUUCUUAUAAUUAUUUUUUGAUUUUUAAAUCAAAAUUAAAUUAAUAUUAUAAAAUAAUAUUAAAUAAGAGUCGUUAAUUUAAUUUUGAUUUAAUGAUAACGAAUUAAUUAUAAGAGAUAAUAAGGGGGGAAAUUGUAAAUAUGAUUUGUUAUAUAUAUAAAGUGUUCAUUUUUUUAUCGUCAAUCUAGAUAAAUUAUCUAUAUUGAGUCCAAAAUGACGUCAUUUUGAGGUGGAAUUCAAGGGUUUUUUUUGUUGUAAAUAUAGUUUAUUUCAGGAUUAUAAUAAUCUUUCUCAUUUUAAUUUUUUAAUUUUUCAACCCAAAACAACGUCGUUUGGGAGUGAAUGUAUUAAUAUCAUCCACUUGGAGAAGCUUUAAUUAAAAUAAGUUGUUCUUUAAGCUUUACUCAUUUAACAAAUAGCUCGUGAUUUUUGUUUUUGUAAUUUAGCUUGGUAAAUUUUCGAUAUAUGAUAAACGGCUCUUUUGGUUUCAAUUUUAAUAAUUAAUUCGCUUAAACUUUCAAUACAUGAAAAAUAAGUGACAUAGUAGUUAAUUGUUAAAAUUGAAAGUUUAAGUAGUUUAACUGCUAAAAUUGAAGUCACUUAGGAGUUAGGACUAUUUGUCAAAAGAUCAUAGUUUAAGCUAAUUUCAAUUCCAACAUUUUUUUACUAAAGCAAUAUAUAAUUUUUAAAAUUGAGCUAUUUUCUGCGAGGAGUUGCUGGUUAAAGAUGUACCCUGCGCAACUGUCAACUGAAGCCUUUCUUACACUUCCCGCAAUAAAUUGAAGUAUUGUUCCCUUCACCAAAAACAACAGACGUUGCUGAUCAUCUCUCUCUGUCUCUGCUGAUGACUUUGUGUGCCACUGAAAUUAUGACACCAACCCCCCAACCUUCAAAAAACAACCCACCACCACCACCACCACCCUGCACACCCUUUUCACCCUUAAUACUAUUACAAAAUUGCUUUCUCCAUCCUCCCAAUGGGUUUAUGCUCUUUCAUAUAAAACCCAUAUGAACAUAGAUUGAGAAGCAAAGGGUCAGAGAGAUAUACUGACAUUUUGGCCCUUGGAUAGAAGGUGGUGCAAAACCAAAAAUGAUGCACUCUGGUGUUCCCCUCUGCAACACAUGUGGGGAACAAGUGGGCCUUAAUGAUAAUGGGGAGGUGUUUGUGGCUUGUCUCCAGUGCAAUUUCCCAAUUUGCAAGGCUUGUUUUGAGCAUGAAAUCAAUGAGGACCAUAGGGUCUGCUUGAGAUGUGGCUCUCCCUAUGAAGAGAGAACAAAGGAUGAAGAUGAUGAUGAUAUGAAGGUUCACGAAAAUCAAUCCACACUGGCUUCCCAGCUCAGUAACUCUCAGGAUGUUGGACUCCAUGCUAGACAUGUCAGUACAGUGUCCACAGUUGAUAGUGAAUUAAAUGAUGAAUCUGGGAAUCCAAUCUGGAAAAAUAGAGUGGAAAGCUGGAAGGGGAAGGAUAAAAAGAACAAGAAGAAAAAGGCUGAACCUAAGGCUGAAAAUGAGGCCUCAAUUCCACCCGAGCAGCAGAUGGAAGAAAUACAGCCCACAGAGGCUCAGGCUGCUGCUGAGCCACUUUCAGUAAUUGUUCCAAUAUCAAAAACCAAACUUGCACCAUACAGAACUGUGAUAAUCAUCCGACUGAUAAUCUUGGGUUUUUUCUUCCAUUAUCGAGUUACAAAUCCAGUUGAUAGUGCUUUUGGUCUGUGGUUGACUUCUAUCAUCUGUGAGAUCUGGUUUGCAUUUUCCUGGGUGUUAGAUCAGUUCCCCAAAUGGUGUCCCGUCAAUAGGCAAACUUUUAUUGAGAACCUGUCCGCAAGGUUUGAAAGAGAGGGUGAACCCUCUGGGCUUGCUGCUGUUGAUUUCUUUGUCAGUACAGUUGAUCCUUUGAAAGAACCACCAUUGAUCACAGCGAAUACAGUGCUUUCUAUCCUUGCGGUUGACUACCCAGUGGAUAAAGUAUCCUGUUAUGUGUCAGAUGAUGGAGCUGCAAUGCUCACAUUUGAAUCUCUUGUGGAGACAGCUGACUUUGCAAGGAAGUGGGUGCCGUUUUGCAAAAAGUAUUCAAUUGAACCAAGAGCACCUGAGUUUUACUUCUCUCAGAAGAUUGACUACCUGAAGGACAAAGUGCAACCUUCUUUUGUGAAGGAACGUAGAGCAAUGAAGAGAGACUAUGAAGAGUAUAAAGUACGAGUUAAUGCCUUGGUGUCUAAGGCUCAGAAAACUCCUGAAGAAGGAUGGAGUAUGCAAGAUGGAACACCUUGGCCAGGAAAUAACUCACGUGAUCACCCAGGCAUGAUUCAGGUUUUCCUCGGACACACCGGUGCCCGUGACAUAGAGGGAAAUGAACUUCCAAGGCUGGUUUAUGUUUCCAGAGAGAAAAGACCAGGUUACCAACAUCACAAGAAAGCUGGUGCUGAAAAUGCGCUGGUGAGGGUGUCAGCAGUUCUCACAAAUGCCCCUUUCAUUCUCAAUCUUGACUGUGAUCAUUAUGUUAACAACAGCAAGGCUGUUCGUGAAGCAAUGUGUUUUCUCAUGGAUCCACAAGUUGGUAGAGAUGUGUGUUAUGUGCAGUUCCCCCAAAGAUUUGAUGGUAUUGAUCGUAGUGAUCGAUAUGCCAAUCGUAACACAGUUUUCUUUGAUGUUAACAUGAAAGGACUUGAUGGCAUUCAAGGACCUGUAUAUGUGGGGACUGGAUGUGUUUUCAAUCGACAAGCACUUUAUGGCUAUAGCCCACCUUCUAUGCCCAAUUUACCAAGAUCUUCAUCAUGCUGUUGCUGCCCCUCAAAGAAGUCCACCAAAGAUGUCUCGCAGGUUUAUAGAGAUGCAAAGAGGGAAGAACUUGAUGCAGCCAUUUAUAAUCUAAGGGAGAUUGACAAUUACGAUGAGCAUGAGAGGUCAAUGUUGAUUUCACAAAUGAGCUUUGAAAAAACUUUUGGCUUGUCUACUGUUUUCAUUGAAUCUACACUACUGGAGAACGGAGGGGCGCCUGAAUCUGCAGAUCCCUCGAUGCUGAUCAAGGAGGCCAUUCAUGUAAUUAGCUGUGGAUAUGAAGAGAAGACUGAUUGGGGAAAAGAGAUUGGUUGGAUUUAUGGUUCAGUCACUGAGGAUAUCUUAACCGGUUUCAAGAUGCAGUGCCGAGGAUGGAGGUCAAUUUACUGCAUGCCCUUGAGGCCUGCAUUCAAAGGGUCAGCACCUAUCAACCUGUCUGAUAGGUUGCACCAAGUCCUUCGAUGGGCACUUGGAUCAGUUGAAAUUUUCCUAAGUAGACACUGCCCCCUCUGGUAUGGAUUCGCAGGAGGCCGUCUCAAAUGGUUGCAGAGAAUGGCUUAUAUAAACACCAUUGUCUACCCAUUUACAUCCCUUCCUCUUGUUGCUUAUUGUACUUUGCCAGCAAUUUGCCUUCUCACAGGAAAAUUUAUCAUUCCAACGCUUUCCAACCUUGCAAGUGUUCUCUUUCUUGGACUUUUCCUCUCCAUCAUAGUGACCAGUGUGCUUGAGCUGCGUUGGAGUGGUGUUAGCAUUGAAGAUUUGUGGCGUAAUGAGCAGUUCUGGGUGAUUGGAGGUGUUUCAGCCCAUCUAUUUGCUGUCUUCCAAGGAUUUCUUAAGAUGUUGGCUGGUGUUGAUACCAACUUUACUGUCACUGCCAAGGCUGCUGAGGACAGCGAGUUUGGUGAACUUUAUAUUAUCAAGUGGACCACUCUCUUGAUUCCUCCAACAACACUUAUCAUAGUUAACAUUGUUGGUGUUGUUGCUGGAUUUUCUGAUGCACUUAAUGGAGGAUAUGAGUCUUGGGGACCACUCUUUGGUAAGGUGUUCUUUGCCUUCUGGGUGAUUUUUCAUCUCUAUCCAUUCCUCAAGGGUCUCAUGGGACGCCAAAACCGCACCCCAACCAUUGUUGUUCUGUGGUCAGUGUUGCUGGCCUCUAUCUUCUCUCUUAUUUGGGUCAAAAUAAACCCAUUUGUGAGCAAAGUAGACAGUUCAACCCUCUCUGCGACCUGCGUUUCUAUAGAUUGUUAAGUCACUACAAGCAUGCUUACCAAGCCUUUUUGAAAAUAUGUAAAAAAGAUAGAUAUAUGGGAUAAUGAUUUGAUCCGCAACUUGUGCAAGCCAUAAGAUUAGUUCUUCGUUGAACUGUGCACCCAUUUUGUACUAAGAUUGGAAAAAAUCUGUAAGCUUUGGAAAAAUUUCCUGUUUACUAAAGGGAUAAAGCAUUGGCAUAAUUA